UGUUUUAAGUCUUCGUCUUUUUACGUGUUUAACUGAAACCUCAGUUUCUUUGAUUGAAAAUGAAUAAUAACAAUCUCAUUAUUUUGAGUUUUGGUUUUAACGCGCUUCGUUGACGUCAUAUUCAUUCGCCACGCGACGGUAAACAGAGUGACGUCAUAUGUGUGGGACGCGUCAGUGAAUGGAGGAAAGAAGCUGAAAGGAUAGAAAAAAACGAUGAAUUCUCUGAACUGAACGUGAACGAGACUUUGACGACUGACGUCACUCAGGAAAAGGGGGAGUGGUCAUCAUGCUGAGUGUUGUAGGGCUGGUGAGGGGUGGCGUUCUGAAGCUCCGCCUCCUGCAGCUUCCUGUUCGUGGGGUUUGUUCGGUUGUAAACAGGAAGUGGUCUGUAUCCACAGGAACCAUAGCCUGUUGUCAUUGGUCACAUGUCAGGGCAGCGUCAGGCGUCCGCGGUGGCGAUGUGGCAUCCAGUUGGUACGACAGCCUGGCGGACUCGGCUCUGGUUCACCUGUGCGAGAACUUCAUGGUGAGCAUGCAGCAGGUGAGCGGGUUGCCGUGGUGGCUGAGUAUCGUCGUGGCGACGCUGUCUGUCAGGUCACUCGUCACCCUGCCACUCGCCGCCUAUCAGCUGGUCAUCAUCUCCAAGGUUGAGGCCCUGCAGGCGGAGAUCGCUGAUGUGGCAAAAAGGCUUCGAUACGAAGUUUCAGUCCGAGCGAGAGAAAGAAGCUGGACAGACAAACAAAGCCGGGUUCAGUUCCAGAGGAAUCUGCGAAGGAUCAGGACUCAGCUCUACGUCAGAGAGAACUGUCACCCGUUUAAGACCAGUCUGCUGGUCUGGGUUCAGCUGCCACUCUGGAUCAGCUUCAGUCUGGCUCUGAGGAACCUGAGUCUGGUUCAGUCUGAGGUUCAGGGUGAUCUGGCAGCAGGGGGCGCUCUCUGGUUCUCUGAUCUCACCUCACCUGACUCCACCUGGAUCCUGCCAGUCUGUCUGGGACUUGCUAACCUGCUGAUUGUUGAGGUGUUUUCUCUUCAGAGACGAAAUCCGACAUCUUUUCAGAAGCUGCUGCUGAACUUUAUCAGAGGAUUCUCAGUCCUGAUGGUACCACUCGCUGCCACAGUCCCCUGUUCCAUGGCUCUGUACUGGUUCACCUCCAGUCUGGUCGGCUUCAGUCACAACCUGGUCCUUCGUUCUUCGAGGAUCCACAGAAUCCUGCGACUGCGCACCGAUGGAUCAGCGUCGCCGUACAGAGACCUGCUGUCAGCCUUCAUCAAGAAAUACUGUCAACACUGAUGACUUACACAGGAAGUGAUGUCAUUCAAUUAAAAAAACCAUCAAACAAAAAA
This is a messenger RNA of Solea senegalensis (Senegalese sole), 1344 nucleotides long. Its product is annotated as cytochrome c oxidase assembly protein COX18, mitochondrial. Lineage: Eukaryota; Metazoa; Chordata; Actinopteri; Pleuronectiformes; Soleidae. Gene Ontology annotation, molecular function: membrane insertase activity. The coding region runs from base 287 to 1291 and encodes 334 amino acids. Gene Ontology annotation, cellular component: mitochondrial inner membrane. Gene Ontology annotation, biological process: mitochondrial respiratory chain complex IV assembly; protein insertion into mitochondrial inner membrane from matrix. The record is from RefSeq and is a predicted model, not a curated record. The transcript is spliced from 7 exons.